Glycine soja is the source of this 2211-nucleotide messenger RNA. RefSeq names its product F-box/kelch-repeat protein At5g60570-like. Lineage: Eukaryota; Viridiplantae; Streptophyta; Magnoliopsida; Fabales; Fabaceae. The transcript is spliced from 2 exons. The coding region runs from base 719 to 1888 and encodes 389 amino acids. Gene Ontology annotation, molecular function: protein binding. The record is from RefSeq and is a predicted model, not a curated record. Gene Ontology annotation, cellular component: nucleus.
UUAUUGUGAUUACAGCAAAACAAAAACGACAGAACAAAGGGUGCGAACAGGAAUAAGCGAAAAAGGGCAUCACAAGUUGGAAUUACACCAAGAAGUGGGGUUACAAGAGCGAAGAACAAAAACAUUUGUGUUGUAUUGGAGUUAUUUAUAUUUAUACGCUCGUAACUCGCACAUAGUAUCCCUCAGUCAUUCCGUGUCCAUAGUUGCAAGUUAUCUAAGCCCAGUUUGUGUUUCACUCACACACCGUUUCCAGUAACAACAAAACAUCAUGCUUUCUCGCCCCUCACAUCAAUUUUUCUGUUUCUGAGAUCCGCGCCUUCUCUUCACUUUCAGAUGGUUCUGUCUCUGUAGCUCGGAAUCAGACGACAGGAGAAUUUGCUGGGGGAGAGUUUCAAUUUUUCAAAUCCUGUCGUUGAUUCAUUUGGUAUUGCACUCGCGUUUCUCUCUUUCUAUUUUCGUCAGAGAUUAUGGUUUUUCGUUUCUAGAGGGAGGGGUGGUUUGUUUUUAUUAAGUAUAAAGGCAAUUAUGGAAUAAAUGAAUAGAUAAGAGAUUGGCGGCAUGUCGAUGGUGUGAUGAAUUUGUUUUUGUGGGUAGAGGCGGCACAUGAAUUAAAGGGAUUGUUGGAAUGAUUAUAAUAAUAAUGGUUUUUUCUUCUGCCUUUCAUGGUUGAUUUUGCAUCUGCUAUGGUUUUGUUUGGGUGUGGUGAGGAUUCCUUGUCAUGACAAAGAAAUUACGUUUGGGUUGUUCUUUGCAGGGGGAGGAGGAUGGAAAGAAAGUGAAUAACCUUCUGGAAAUGAAUAGAGGGGAAGGAGCGAAUGAUGGUUUUUCUGGACCUGGACCAAAUGAUUCGCUUCUUCCUGGUCUUAUUGAUGAUGUUGCCUUGAAUUGUCUUGCUUGGGUUAGUGGAUCCGAUUAUGCCGCACUAUCGUGUAUCAAUAAAAGGUUCAAUAAACUGAUCAAUAGUGGGUAUCUAUAUGGGUUGAGGAAACAAUUGGGGGCUGUGGAGCAUUUGGUGUAUAUGGUUUGUGAUCCAAGAGGAUGGGUGGCCUUUGACCCCAAGAUAAACAGGUGGAUGUCAUUACCCAAGAUACCUUGUGAUGAGUGCUUUAACCAUGCAGACAAGGAGUCCUUGGCCGUGGGCUGCGAACUGUUAGUCUUCGGUCGGGAACUGAUGGAGUUUGCUAUUUGGAAGUAUAGCAUGAUUUGUCGUGGUUGGGUGAAGUGCCAGGAGAUGAACCAGCCUCGGUGUUUGUUUGGAUCUAGUAGUCUUGGAUCGAUUGCUAUUGUUGCUGGGGGAAGUGAUAAGUAUGGAAAUGUUCUAAAAUCAGCUGAGUUGUAUGACUCUUCAACAGGUAUGUGGGAACUUUUACCAAACAUGCACACAUCGCGUAGAUUGUGUUCUGGUUUUUUUAUGGAUGGCAAAUUCUACGUGAUUGGUGGAAUGUCAAGUACAACUGUUUCAUUAAGUUGUGGAGAGGAGUAUGAUCUCAAGACAAGGAGUUGGCGGAAAAUAGAGGGGAUGUAUCCGUAUGUUAACGUGGGUGUUCAGGCACCUCCACUUGUGGCUGUUGUGGAUAAUCAGCUAUAUGCAGUUGAGCAUCUGACUAACAUGGUGAAAAAAUAUGACAAGGAAAAGAACACCUGGAAUGAAUUGGGGAGGCUUCCAGUCAGGGCGGAUUCUUCUAAUGGUUGGGGGUUGGCUUUCAAGGUUUGUGGAGAGCAACUUUUGGUUGUGGGUGGACAAAGGGGUCCAGAGGGUGAAUCUAUUGUGCUGAGUUCAUGGUGUCCUAAGUCAGGGAUCAGCAAUGGCACCAUAGAUUGGCAGGUACUUGGAGUGAAGGAGCAUGUCGGGGUGUUCGUGUAUAAUUGUGCUGUUAUGGGUUGUUGAGAUAAUUUUAGAUUGACUCAACAGAGGAUGCUGGUAUCCACAAUCUGACUUAGCCUUGAAGGGUGCCUCCAUGUUCAAUCACCUCAUUUACUGGGUUAAUUGUUGCCGGGAUAGCUUUCCCUAGCUCAGAAUUUGGUUUCGUUCUUUUUAACAUGGUUUAUUUGGAUGUAUUUCUCACUUUCGAGGUCCAUAAUACUACUAAAUUGCAUUUGAUAUUACUGAGUAGGCUUACACAGAUAUGUUCUAUUAUCUUCUUUAGCCAAAUAUGUAAACCAAUAAAUGAAGGAUUUUCAUUGUUUAAUGUUCAUUGCUUGCUUCUUCAA